AUGCCAACUUCUAUAUUCUUACAUUCUUAACCCUGCUCAAGCCCUGUUUCCUUUAACGGCUAUAUUUCUCAGUCCAUAAUUUAAAUUAAUAAUUCACCACCGUCCCUCGCCAACGGUCCAUUCUUCACUACCCAACAAAUUAAACCCUUACAUAAAUUCUUCUUCCAAAUUUCUCUUCUCCCUCAUUCAAUCUCUCUCCAAAAUGGAUUCUUCUUCCCCUCCUGCUGCUGCCAAUAAAGUUCAACAUGUGACCAAAAAGUCCUCAGAUGAGUUACUGAGGAAGUUCGCUGAAGUAGAGGAUGAAGGGAAGGCGAAGAAGGAGCUCGUGAGGUUGUCUAAAAGGCGAAAGCGAGGCGCAAGAAGAAGAGAAAGUGAGUUCUGUGAAAGCUUCAAUGGUAACGGAAGUUUAGUGGAAAGGAAAUGGCUUCUUCCUCCGGCUGCUACGAGAAGGUCUUCAUUGCUUCGGCAGCUCGGGAUCGGGAGGUCGCCAGUGCUCAGAGGUAGAGAUUUCAAGAACAAGUCGCUUCUGGGAACCAUUGAGAAGACGUGGCAAAGAACUGUUGAAGGAGCUGUGAAGGUUUUCAUGGAAAAGCAUUAUAAUCGGCAUAGGCGUUUGCUGAACGAUGUCGUUUAGUUGAGGUGUUUGCAUAUGUUAUGGAUAUCAAAAGGAUUAUUUUUUUAUUUUUCGGUAUAUUUAAUUUACAUGAAAUUAAUUUUGAUUAACAUUAUUGUUUGUAAUUCUUAAGAAAUAAAUCAAAGUCUUAAUCCUUCGUAUUAGAAA
Messenger RNA from Mangifera indica (mango), 781 nucleotides. RefSeq lists its product as uncharacterized. Lineage: Eukaryota; Viridiplantae; Streptophyta; Magnoliopsida; Sapindales; Anacardiaceae. Bases 203 to 634 code for a protein of 143 amino acids. The transcript has 2 exons. The record is from RefSeq and is a predicted model, not a curated record.